Messenger RNA from Colletotrichum scovillei, 1633 nucleotides. RefSeq names its product DNA polymerase epsilon subunit D. Gene Ontology annotation, cellular component: epsilon DNA polymerase complex; CHRAC. The transcript is spliced from 4 exons. Gene Ontology annotation, molecular function: protein heterodimerization activity; chromatin DNA binding. Gene Ontology annotation, biological process: heterochromatin formation; DNA damage response; leading strand elongation. NCBI's taxonomy places the organism in Eukaryota, Fungi, Ascomycota, Sordariomycetes, Glomerellales, Glomerellaceae. The record is from RefSeq and is a predicted model, not a curated record. Bases 504 to 1487 code for a protein of 327 amino acids.
CUCGUUGUCCUGCCCACCGCUUCGGGAGCCGUCUCUUGAAUCUCGAAGGGUAUUGAUUCCACCUCAUCUGGCAGCAGUGAAAGGGUCUUCUCGGCUACUUCGAAUAUCUCAAUUGGCCUUAUUGCAGCAGCCUGGCGAGCUUAAGUAUCCCCUGGUCCAUCGACAAACCGCGGCUCAUCCCGAGGGGCUUAUCGCAUGUUCCCUGCACAUGAAAAACUUCAACAUCUCGACUCACGGCCAACAAAAUACAGUGAAAGACACAGCUCUUGAGGCCGUAAGGACGGGAUCGGGUACUACUUCAUCGAACCCACGCGAAUUCAGGAGAAGGACGAGGCUUUUGAGGCCAUCAAGCUCAGGAAAAGGGUCCAGGGGUGGUGUAUGGAGUACAGAUACAACUCCAUUUCCUCUCAUUCCUUCUCCACAAUAAAUCCCUCCUAGCACCCGCUACCUCAUUACCCGACUCAGUUCUCGACCCUCGACCUUCUCACUCGCUCUCACAAAUCAUGCCUCCGCGCAAAAGCGACGCGAGCCGGAGAAGCGACGUGUCCAACGCCCGCUUCAUCGUAAUGGACGAGGAACCUUCCGCCUCCACCACGCCGGCCAAGGCCGCGGCGGCACCCGCUACCGCUGCCCGCGCCGCCGGCACCCCGUCUUCAGCAUCCGCGGCCAAGCCCUCCUCAGCGACGCCGUCCAGUGUGCCCGCGCCGACGCCCGACUCUGCCGCUGCCGCUGCAAAGUCCACGCCGGCGACAACGGAGAAGAAGGAGAGCCAGACGCAUGACAAGAUGGCCAAGGCGGAUAGGGAUGCUCUCACCAUCGAGGAUCUCAGCUUGCCCAAGUCCAUCAUCACCAGGCUGGCAAAGGGUGUCCUCCCGCCUCAGACUCAGAUUCAGGCCAAUGCCGUCUUAGCCAUGGGAAAGAGCGCGACGGUGUUCAUCAACUACCUAGCUUCUCAUGCCAAUGAGAUCACAACAAAUGCCGGCAAAAAGACCGUCAGCGCUGAAGACGUCUUCAAGGCUCUGGAUGACAUCGAGUUCGGUUUUCUGCGAGAACCAUUGGAGCAGGAGUUUGCCAAAUAUACCCAAAUCCAAAACGCAAAACGCACAACCUACCGCAACAAGGUGGCUGCCAAGAAGGGCGGUGCCGCAGCCGGGGCAGCAGGCACAGCAUCAGCAGAUGUGUCCCUUCUCUCCAACCCCGACGACAGCGUCAUGACCGCAGCAUCCACAGACACCGCCCCCCGCUCAAAGAAGGCCCGCGUAGACGACUCGGCCAUGACCGUGGACGAAGAGGCCGAUGACGCAGAGACGGAGCCCGAGGAGGAGGCCGAGGAAGAGGAAGACGAGGAGGCGGACGAGGAAGAGGAAGAAGAGGACGAUGACGAGGACGAGGAAGGGAGUAGUGAGGAGAUGCACGAUGCGCUGGAGACGAAGGAGGGCGAGGGUAGUGACGUCGAUGAGGCGCUGGACGGGGACGAGAGUGACUAAAGUCUCGUGGUUAAUCUCCUAUUUUGGGGUUGACGAAGAGAAUUUCAAUAUUCGUCAGGAGGACAUGAGGUUACCUAGCGUGAUGAAGGCAAAAAAAGAACGGGCUGCAACGGGGAGCUUCAGCCCCGGUUUUGGGUCAUGGAAGG